Messenger RNA from Solea solea (common sole), 1323 nucleotides. It is a transcript of the gene tdo2a, whose product is annotated as tryptophan 2,3-dioxygenase a. The record is from RefSeq and is a predicted model, not a curated record. Bases 73 to 1323 code for a protein of 416 amino acids. The transcript has 12 exons. NCBI's taxonomy places the organism in Eukaryota, Metazoa, Chordata, Actinopteri, Pleuronectiformes, Soleidae. Gene Ontology annotation, molecular function: heme binding; metal ion binding; L-tryptophan 2,3-dioxygenase activity.
CAAAGACAAUUUUAGUAAAUAUUAGUUAAGGAAGACGAGCACAUCUUCAGCGACUGCUGAUUUGGAAAAGUCAUGAGUGGAUGUCCGUACUUUGAGAAGAGGCAUUUGUUGUUCAAAAACAAGCCUCCAAAUCCUGAAGAGAACGAUGCCUCGCAGGCAGGAGUUAACAAGGCCAGUAAAGGAGGAAUCCUCUAUGGGGACUACCUGCAGCUUGGUAAAGUCCUCUCAGGCCAGGUGUUGCAGAGUGAAGUGAAGGGUAAUAAGAUCCACGAUGAGCACCUCUUCAUUGUCACCCAUCAAGCUUAUGAAUUAUGGUUCAAACAGAUUUUGUUUGAACUCGAUUCAGUGCGCGAGAUCUUCACCAGUGGACAUGUACGAGACGAGCGCAACAUGCUCAAAGUCAACACGCGCAUCCACAGGAUUGUGAUGAUAUUCCGGCUGCUUGUCGACCAGUUUUCUGUGCUGGAGACGAUGACAGCACUGGACUUUUUUGACUUUCGGGAAUACCUGUCACCAGCCUCCGGCUUCCAGAGUCUUCAGUUUCGACUCAUGGAGAAUAAAAUCGGGGUCCCGGACAACCACAGGGUCCCAUACAACAAGAAACAUUACAGGGACAACUUCAGUGGCCAUGACAGUGAGAUGCUGCUCGCCACUGAACAGGAGCCCACACUCUUGAAGUUAGUCGAGGAGUGGCUAGAGAGAACUCCUGGUUUGGAGGUGGACGGAUUCAAUUUCUGGGAACGGCUGGAAAUCAAUAUAUUUGACGGGCUGAAUCAAGAGAGGGAGAACAUUGCAGAAAUGACAGAUUCUGAGGAGAAGGAGGAAAUGAUGGCUGAGGUGGUCAAACAGAAAGAGCUCUUCACAUCUCUGUUUGAUGAAAAGCGCCACGACCAUCUGAUGAGCAAAGGUGAGAGGCGGCUCUCUUACAAGGCUCUCCAAGGCGCUCUGAUGAUCUUCUUUUACAGGGAGGAGCCGAGGUUCCAGGUUCCUUUUCAGCUGCUCACAUCCCUCAUGGAUAUUGACACCCUGAUGACAAAAUGGAGAUACAACCACGUGUGCAUGGUGCACCGCAUGAUCGGCAGCAAAGCCGGAACUGGAGGCUCCUCUGGCUACCACUACCUGAGAUCUACUGUCAGUGACCGCUACAAAGUGUUUGUGGAUCUCUUUAACCUGGCAACGUUCCUGGUGCCUCGCCACUGGGUGCCCAAGCUGAAUCCCAACGUUCACACCUUCCUCUACAUGGCCGAGUACUGCGACAGCUCCUACUGCAGCAGCGAGGACUCGGACUCUGAGCCUUCACACUCGCCGCCUGAGAGACAUUAA